GUAGUACGUAUCUGACCAUCCAAUGGUAUUCAAUCUAUUAACGUCCUGAACAGUUGUAUUGACCAAGAAAAUCUCGGCAAUAAACACGACCAAAUCAAGCAGAUGGGUGCUUUAUACGGAAGUGCUACUGUGGUGAUUAUUGGUAUCAGCUCUCGGAUGAGGCUAGAUCAAGUCACAGCACGGGCCAAUAAAACCACCCUAAUCGCACUACCAUCAAAUACACAAUCAUCUUCCAGCAGUCUACAUGGAACUCUCGGGGCUGGACCUACCAGGAAGGACUGCUUGCUCGGCGCAAACUCAUAUUUACCGAUUCCCAAGUUUUCGAAUGCAAAGGCUAGUGCGUAGCGAGGCAGUUGAAACACCGUUAGAAGGAUUCCGCAUGGUGACCUAUCUCUCGGCAGAGACUUGGAUCAGAAAUUGCCAGCUCUUGCCCGGCACUCUGGGUCCCGGUCCUCUCGAUGUGAUGGAUAGGAUCUCUGAGUACACUGCUAGGAGACUGGCAUUCGAUUCGGAUACUCUUGACGCCGUAUCCAGCGUCCUCAAUGCUUGUUCUGAGGCGAACCUCAUCUUUGAGCAUGGGUGGGGUGUGCCGAUAAUGCAUUUCAAACUAUUUACUUCCAAAGGUGCCUGGAUCCGUAAUUAUAGGGCUGUCUACUUGCGAAAGGUCGCCAGAGCCAGAGUCACAGUCACGGUACCUCGAUGGUUUUGUGGCCGGGCUCUUGUGGUCUCACUAUGAUCAUGCGAGGCGGCGACCAGAUUUCCCGAGUUGGUCUUGGGCAGGGUAGAACGGCCGCGUGCGGAGGCUCACAGACUGUAAAUUCAGAGCUGCGGCACUAGGAGGCGUGGAACUCUUUGGUGGCUUUGCAGACGGAAUUCUCUGCAAAAUUAAACACGAAUCGGCAGAUGCUACGGAAGGCACCAGCGCGAAAUUGACCGACUUCUGUGUCGAUU
Messenger RNA from Mytilinidion resinicola, 951 nucleotides. RefSeq lists its product as uncharacterized. Bases 245 to 736 code for a protein of 163 amino acids. NCBI's taxonomy places the organism in Eukaryota, Fungi, Ascomycota, Dothideomycetes, Mytilinidiales, Mytilinidiaceae. The transcript has a single exon. The record is from RefSeq and is a predicted model, not a curated record.